AUGUCAGAUAUAAAACCACCUACGGGCAUAGGCAGAUACAGUUCAAACGUAUCUGAUAUAACGGUUCUGGCUGGGAAAUGUGCUUCCGAAUAUCUGAUUCGUCAAGUAUCUAAACUGUCUGCUGCUGUGUAUUCUCCUCCAAUAGCUACUACUCCAGACACGUUCUGGGAGUUGGAAUUUAUCGCGUCAUUUGAACAUGAUCCAGACUACUGUUGUUUUUUUCUGACGGCGAUUCCAAACGAUCAAGAAAGUAGGAGUUUAAUAUGGCCCAAGAGAAAGACUUAUAAAGCAUAUAUUUAUUUGAAAGAUCCAGAUACCAACGAGAUUAUCGAAAAGAAACCCAUUGAACAUGAAUUUAAUUUAAAGGAACCGAGCUGGGGUCAUUUUACCUUUUGCCCAAUGUCCUCUCUUCCAUCCUCUGAUCAAGUAAUAAUCGGUGUCGAAUUCGAUCACUCUGAGUUGUCAUCAAAUUCUCGACACAAUGCUCUACCCGGUCCCAGUAUCCCUAACGACUUGAUCGAAGCGUGGGGUGAACAAGUAGAUAAUCCAGCCACUGCAGAUGUGAGGUUUAAUCUUUCCGGUCAUUUUGUAUAUGCCAACUCUGCAAUAUUGUCACAGAGAUGUCGUUACUUGAAAUAUAUGUUUGAGGGGGAGUGGGCAUCCGAAAAGAAUCAAAACAAGAGGGAGAGUGUGGAUAGCGUGAGGAGUUUCCAAGGGAGAUCGAGUAAAUACAAAUAUCUUGUAGAUAUCAAUGACUUUCAUCACCUGACUUUUUUAGAGAUGUUGAGAUUUUUGUACACUGACCAAGUUCAAUUUGAGGAAGAUCCUGACCUCCAUUGCACGCCGAUUGAAGUUUACGCCAUCGCCGAUAAAUACUUCAUAUACGAACUCCGCAAUAGAGCCAAGAUCGAAAUAUGGGAUAAUUUAGACGUGGACAAUUGCGCGAUGAUACUGUUUGGUACAGCAGCACAAUGGAAAGAUUUGAAAGAUGACAUUCUCGACUAUGUAGUCGCAAAUUUCUCAAAAGUGAAGGAUACGAAAGGAUUCAAGGAGAUUCUGUGUAAUCCGGAGGACUAUCCAAUGUUUGGUGAGCUUUGGGUGGAAAUUAUGUCCUUGACAAAGUCUAAAUAG
Molecule: messenger RNA, 1131 nt
Organism: Paraglomus occultum
Lineage: Eukaryota; Fungi; Glomeromycota; Glomeromycetes; Paraglomerales; Paraglomeraceae
Source: the annotation of a GenBank genome assembly